GCGGGGUCUGGGCACAGAGCGGGGCCGGAGCGGUGACACAGCGGGGACACAGCGGGAACACGGCGGGAACACGGCGGUGACUGAGGCGUGACCGAGCAGCCGCAGCCAUGUCCAUCAUGUCCUACAACGGCGGCGCCGUCAUGGCCAUGCGGGGCCGCGGCUGCGUGGCCAUCGCCGCCGACCGGCGCUUCGGCGUCCAGGCGCAGACCGUGACCACCGACUUCCAGAAGAUUUUCCCCAUGGGCCAAAGGCUCUACAUCGGCCUGGCCGGGCUGGCCACGGACGUGCAGACCGUGGCCCAGAGGCUGAAGUUUAGGCUGAACCUGUACGAGCUGAAGGAGGGGAGGCAGAUCAAGCCUCAGACCUUCAUGAGCAUGGUGUCCAACCUGCUCUACGAGAGGAGGUUUGGUCCCUACUACACGGAGCCGGUGAUCGCGGGGCUGGACCCGCUCAGCCACGAGCCCUUCAUCUGCUCCCUGGACCUCAUCGGCUGCCCCAUGGUCACCGACGAUUUCGUGGUCAGCGGCACGUGCUCCGAGCAGAUGUACGGCAUGUGCGAGUCCCUGUGGGAGCCCGACAUGGAGCCCGAGCACCUCUUCGAGACCAUCUCGCAGGCCAUGCUCAACGCCGUGGACAGGGACGCCAUCUCGGGCAUGGGCGUGGUGGUGCACGUCAUAGAGAAGGACAAGGUCACCACCAGGACGCUGAAGGCUCGCAUGGAUUAGCCCAGCCCAGCUCUGGGCCCCUCGGGAUUUUGUAAAAUAAAACAAAAACUGCCUUGGA
Messenger RNA from Vidua macroura (Pin-tailed whydah), 783 nucleotides. RefSeq names its product proteasome 20S subunit beta 3 (gene PSMB3). Gene Ontology annotation, cellular component: proteasome core complex; proteasome core complex, beta-subunit complex. Bases 108 to 725 code for a protein of 205 amino acids. The transcript is spliced from 6 exons. The record is from RefSeq and is a predicted model, not a curated record. NCBI's taxonomy places the organism in Eukaryota, Metazoa, Chordata, Aves, Passeriformes, Viduidae. Gene Ontology annotation, biological process: proteasome-mediated ubiquitin-dependent protein catabolic process.